AUGCUCAGAGUAAAUGAAAAUUCAAUAAAGAAAGAAAGUAUUCAAACCGAGAAGGAGUUAAAUCAUGAUUUGGCAGAUUCUAAGGUUAGUACUUCUGACUUUUCUAGUAUUCCAUCUUUCAAGAAAGAACAUCAACUUAGCAAGAAAUUGAGAUGGAAGAUAUAUUUUCAAAUUAUGCCGUUGUUCAUACUUGUAUAUUUUUUUCAGUUCCUCGACAAAACAUUGUUAAAUUAUGCGGCUGUUAUGGGUAUCACGAAGUAUUUAAAAGGAAAUGAGUACAGUAACUUGAGCACAAUCUUUUAUGUAAGUUACUUAGCUAUGGAACCAUUUGCUGGUAUUUGCAUUCAAAAAUUACCGGUUGCAAAGUUUCUUGGAGUCAAUGUUAUUAUAUGGGGUAUCGUGGUCAGCUGCCAUGCUGCCACAAAGACCUAUGCAGGGUUGAUGAUUGUAAGAACACUUCUUGGUCUUUGCGAAGCUAGUGCGGGAGCUUGCCUUAUCGUGAUAACUGGAAUGUGGUGGACUAAAAAGGAGCAAAGCCAGCUCACUGGUUUAUGGUUUAUGCAGAUUGGUACUGCACAAAUUAUUGGAGCUCUUAUUUCUUUUGGCUUUCAGCAUGUCCAUACAACCACAAUUGAAAGCUGGCAGAUUUUGUUCAUUGUUAUUGGUAUUAUAACUGCUCUAUUGGGUGUUGCAGUUUUGAUUUUCCUUCCAGACAAUCCUCUGACAUGCAAGUUUCUUACCGAAGGUGAGAAACAAGAGGUCAUUGACCAUAUUAGAAUUAAUCAAACUGGGGUCGAAAAUAGAAAGUAUAAGUUCUACCAGGUGAAAGAGAUUUUGUUUAAAGAUAAACAGACCUGGCUAUUAUUUUUUAUUGUGUUGCUUUCCCUUAUCAAUGGAGGUGCAAUUACUACAUUUUCUAGUAUUAUCUUGGAAUCGUUCGGAUUUGAUCACUAUCAAAGCACCUUUAUGCAAUUUCCUUCCGGUGUUAUCACCAUAAUCUCGGCUUUGCUUUGCUGCUACCUUCCAAGUUAUAUUGGGGAGAGGUGUCUUAUUGUUUCCUUUAUUAGCUUACUAUCAUUGAUAGGUAUUGUGUUACAAAUUAGUCUCGAUGCUUCUCAAAAAGCCGGUCGCUUAAUCGGUGUUUAUUUGAUGAAUUUCAAUGGAGCCCUUGUUGCAUUAGUUUAUACGUGGGGUGCGAUCAAUACCUCAGGUCAUACAAAGCGUAUCACAAGAAAUACAAUGACAUUAAUGGCCUUCUGUAUAGGUUGCUUGCUUGGUCCACAACAGUUUAGGAGUAAAAACGCUCCGAAUUAUACACCAGGAAAGAUUGCAUUGAUUGCAGAACUUGCAGUUGUCAUAGUUCUUGCAUUGAUAUUAAGAAUUGUCAUUAUUAAAGAGAAUAAAUCAAGAGAUGAGAAGUACAGAGAUCUGCCAGCUGAAAUUCGUAAUAGGGAUGCAACUUUUCUGGAUAUUACAGAUAUUGAAAAUGUUAAUUUCAGAUAUAGUUAUUGA
Messenger RNA from Brettanomyces bruxellensis, 1512 nucleotides. RefSeq lists its product as uncharacterized. The transcript has a single exon. Gene Ontology annotation, biological process: transmembrane transport. Gene Ontology annotation, cellular component: membrane. Bases 1 to 1512 code for a protein of 503 amino acids. Gene Ontology annotation, molecular function: transmembrane transporter activity. NCBI's taxonomy places the organism in Eukaryota, Fungi, Ascomycota, Pichiomycetes, Pichiales, Pichiaceae. The record is from RefSeq and is a predicted model, not a curated record.